Darwinula stevensoni is the source of this 390-nucleotide messenger RNA. Lineage: Eukaryota; Metazoa; Arthropoda; Ostracoda; Podocopida; Darwinulidae. The record is from the annotation of a GenBank genome assembly.
AUGCACCUCUGGAAGUUGACAUUUGGAACGGGGAGAUGGGAACGGUUGCCAUUGAGGGGGAAAUACCCAAAAAGUGCCUACGGUUCGCGUGGGAACUGUAAUGACAAGCAUCUGCUAGUUUAUGGUGGGGCUCUCCAAUAUUACUCUAAAAGCGACAACAGUCUCUUCAUCUGUGAUCUCAGCAGCCUGGAAUGGAAUGUGUUCCCGACCGUGGGGGCAAAUCCACCAGAUCUCCAUCGCCAGGGGUUCGUGAGAAUAGGGACAGACAUGUAUGUCAUCAGAGGGAUUAUGCAUAACUCUCGGCCGAUAAGCUACAGUGGUGUUUUUCACUUGGAUCUCAAGACUGGAAUAUGGACUGCACUUCCAUCCACCGAAAACCCUCACAUCGAG